Molecule: messenger RNA, 1736 nt
Organism: Osmia lignaria (orchard mason bee)
Lineage: Eukaryota; Metazoa; Arthropoda; Insecta; Hymenoptera; Megachilidae
Source: RefSeq, a predicted model, not a curated record
CUAGCAUUCGAUAAAUGUAUGACGUUUAAAUCAGUUUCUGUUCGGCCUAAUUUUUAAUGAAACCUGGGCUGUUUUACCGACGCGGAAUUCGUUGUGAUGUGAUUUUUAAAUUAAUUCUCGUACAUUUUCAAACAUCAACGGUUUAUCAGACCUGCAGCUUCUAACCUCAAUUGUCCAACAGACACGCGACAAUUUUACGCGCAAAGUGUAAUUAGAAAUCUAUACGUGUAUAGUUUAUAUACUUGUACAUAAAAUCGUGAUUGUUAACAAGUAAUUAUAAACAAGUUACUUAAAGUAUAGUCCAAGUAAAAAGUAUGUUGGGAUUUCAUACACUUUUUAAUAAAGGAAGGUGUGCAGUUAUUGGGAUGGUACAUGUUGGUGCACUGCCUGGAUCACCUUUGUAUGGUGGUGAUACAAGAAAAAUUUUAGAUAAUGCUAUAAAGGAAGCAUUAAUAUAUAAAGAUUGUUAUGUUGAUGGUAUCUUGGUGGAAAACAUGCACGAUAUUCCAUAUGUAGGGCCCAAAGAUAUAUCUCCAGAAACUACAGCAUUUAUGACAAGAAUCUGUACAGAAAUUAAAAGAGCAUUACCUGAUAAUUUACCUUGUGGUGUACAGAUUUUAGGAGGAUGUAACAAAGAAGCAAUGGCUGUAGCAAAAGCUGCUGAUUUUCAGUUUAUUAGAGCAGAAGGAUUUGUUUUUUCUCAUAUUGCAGAUGAAGGUUUUACAGAUGCAUGUGCUGGCUCUUUAUUGAGGUACAGAAAGCAGAUUGAUGCAGAAGAUGUUCUUAUUCUUGCUGAUAUUAAAAAAAAACAUAGUUCACAUUCAAUCACUUCUGAUGUAAGCUUAUCAGAAACAGUAAAAGCAGCAGAAUUUUUCUUAGCUGAUGGAAUAAUACUGACGGGCACUGCUACUGGUGAUCCAGCAAGUGCAGCAGAACUUAAAGUCAGGGACUGUGCACUGACUUUGAGGCAGCUAUCUCUGAACAACAGAGUCAAGCUGCUAUGGGUACCAGGUCACGCUGGUAUCUCAGGCAACGAGAGGGCUAUCGAAUUGGCGCGACUGGGGGCGACAAGCUCCCAGCCAUACCAUGAGUACCCUAUUGGGGUCUCAACCUAUGCAUUGAAGGGCCUGGCUAAAGAAUGGUUAAACCAAGAAUUCACCAGGCUAUGGCAAAACGCUAACGGCAUGAGACACACGAGGGCCUUACUUGAGGGACCGUCACAGAAGCUGGGUGACACCUUAACUCACCUGGACAGGGCGCAGCUGCGCAUGCUCAUGGGCCUAGCGAUAGGACACUGGUACAUACACGAGGAAACACCUCGCACGCAUGGGACUCACAGAGGAGUCGACAUGCCCGAGGUGUGAGGAGGUGGAUGAGACACCCCUCCACGUACUUCUAAGAUACAGGGAACUAAGGGCCCUAAGAGGAUCAAUCCUGGGGACCUCGGAACUCUCGUCAUUAAGUAUUUCGGCUGGCUUGGUGCCGGCGCUUCUAAAUUUCGCAAUAUUAGCCCAGCUACCAAGGCACAGCCAGUAAGGAGGCUGCCUAGCGGCCCGGGUACAAUGGUCCCCAGGACUGAGUGCGCGGCUAGCCUCAACCAAAUAAUAAUAAUAAUAAAUUUAAAUUUACGCGCCAUUAUUUAUUGUUUUCCCGCGCUUUUGUUCGCGGCAACGGGUAUUCCCCGAGAAGAGUACAAAACAAUGGUGAAUUUGUUGAAAAAAAAUUAAAUUUAGAAA